AUGAGCCUCGACACUAUCUUGAGCAUUAGCACGUCCAUCGUACAGAUGGCUCAAAAUGUGAAGGCCAAUAAAGACCGCUGUCUUCGAGUUGCAAGGAGGGUCAAAGCCCUGGAACAACUGGUGAUGGCCAUCAAAAACAAGGGCCCAGGAUUCGGUUCCAUGACCGUGAACAACGCUCUGGUGGAUCUCUGCAUCACCCUGGAAGACGCCAAGAAGAUCAUGGAAAAAUAUUCGAAAAUCAAGGGUAUGAUGGGCUUCCUGAAGUCCAGCAGCAUUGAGGACAAGUUCUCCGGUGUAAACGAGAGACUCAGCGAUAGCUUCCAGAUCUUAUCUGGAGCUUUGCAGAUUGAACAAAACCACAAGCUGUGCAGACUGUUUGAUCCUGUUUCGGAGGAGAGCAUUUAUGAAAAUGAAGACGACGGAUGGUUACAACCAACGGCUCAAAUGUCCCCCUACCCCCAAUUGUCCAGUCUAAGAGGAUCCACGCUGCCUCCCACACCAAUGUCCAGCCCAACACCUCAAAUGUCCCCAUACCCGCAAGUGUCCAGCCCAAUAUCUCAAAUGCCACCAUACCCCCAAGUGUCCAGCCCAACACCUCAAAUGUCCCCCUACUCUCCAGGGUCCAACCCAACACCUCAAAUGUCACCAUACCCCCAAGUGUCCAGCCCAGUACCUCAAAUGUCCCCCUACUCUCCAGUGUCCAGCCCAACAACUCAAAUGUCCCCAUACCCACCAGGGUCCAGCCCAACAACUCAAAUG
This is a messenger RNA of Menidia menidia (Atlantic silverside), 759 nucleotides long. The record is from the annotation of a GenBank genome assembly. NCBI's taxonomy places the organism in Eukaryota, Metazoa, Chordata, Actinopteri, Atheriniformes, Atherinopsidae.